This is a messenger RNA of Spirometra erinaceieuropaei, 1158 nucleotides long. Lineage: Eukaryota; Metazoa; Platyhelminthes; Cestoda; Diphyllobothriidea; Diphyllobothriidae. The record is from the annotation of a GenBank genome assembly.
AUGGAGAACUCAGGUGCAAUAUCGCCAAUCGACCGACGCAUGGCGAGAGCACAAGAAACGGCCCUAGCCCGAUUCUACGGUCUCCCAAAAGUGCACAAAGAGGGCGCUCCUCUCCGGCCUAUCGUAUCACUAAAGGGCACUCCAACCUACGGACUGGCAAAGUGGCUGUUCCAACGUCUCAAGUUUCUGACCUCCGAUUCGAACACCACAGUCAGCUCGUCAACGCAAUUCUUGCAGAAACUUAAAGGAGUAAGUCUCCUGCCAAGCGAUAUCAUGGUUUCCUUUGAUGUCACGUCCGUUUUUACUUCUAUCCCGCAGGACCUGGCAGUCGAGACCAUCGAACUACUCCUACGAGAGAAAUACGCCGAAACGGAGAAUCGCCUCGGACACGCCCAAAUCGUCCAGCUCUCGAAGUUCUGUCUCAAGACGUACUUUGCGUUCGACGGAACAAUCUACGAGCAGGUGAAGGGAACGCCAAUGGGUUCGCCGAUUUCGGGACUCAUAGCCGAGGCGGUCCUACAACGGCUGGAGUCGCUGGUUUUCCGACACCACAGACCGAAAUUUUGGGCUCGGUAUGUGGAUGACACCUUCGUCGUCAUCGAACGGGAUCAGGUGCUGACGUUCAAAGAACAACUCAACGCCGUCUUCCCGGACAUCCAAUUUACGAUGGAGGAGGAGGAAAACAAUCAGCUGGCCUUCCUGGAUGUCCUCGUCUGCCGCAAAGAUUGUGGUGGCCUAAAAACAAAAGUGUUCAGGAAAGCGACAAAUACGACGCAAAUACUGAACUUCAAUAGCAACCACCCGAUCAGUCACAAACGCAGUUGCGUAAGGGCGCUAUACCGGCGCGUUGAGACGCACUGCAGUGAAAUGGAAGACAAGGUUGCUGAACUACAAUAUCUUCGACGGGUAAUGAGAGCCAAUGGUUACCCGCGCAGCUUUGUCAACCAGUGCAUACGAAAAGGACACCAGAGACCAAAUCCAACCGGACUCAAAUUUUGGCGGGCUCUUCCGUACGUGAAGAACGUCUCGGAAGCCGUCGGUAGUCUUCUCACUCCACUUGGAGUUGGGGUUACACACAGGCCGGAAGCAACCAUUAGGCGCCAAAUCAUGAGGCCAAAGGACCCGCUACCACGGCAGGACACGUCUGGAGUCAUUUAA